AUGGCUCUUUCUCCAUUCAGCAAGGCUCGUUCCUCCCUUCUCUUGGAGGAACGUGAACUUGCAGCUAUGGCUGCGCACGGUGGUGGUUCAUCUUUGGUCGCGACGGCGGAUAAUGUGGCUCCUCCAACAGAUGGCUCGGGUUCUAAUGGUUCGAAUUGCAACAAAAACCGUAACAACCGUAACAAUUUUGGUAACAAGAACCGCGAUGGCGGUGGCCGCGGUUGUGAGGGGUGGCAGUGGGUACCCAAUUUCACUUCCCCUCCACCACCAUGUCCAUUCUCCACACAAGCUUGGGCGAAGCCUACAACAAGCCCAACACGGGCAUCUGGUCAGCAGAGAGUUUUAGGCUCGUAUCCUCAACAUGUUUAUGCUGCUUCUGGUCCAACAGGUUCAUAUGUGCCAACUUAUGUUUCGACAGACAUCGAAUCAGCUAUGCACACAAUGACAAUGGCUCCACCCGACUCAAAUUGGUAUAUGGUUACCGGUGCAACAUCUCAUAUGACAUCCUCAAAUGGAAUCUCUCGUCUUAUUUUAAUUUGA
Spinacia oleracea (spinach) is the source of this 540-nucleotide messenger RNA. RefSeq lists its product as uncharacterized. The record is from RefSeq and is a predicted model, not a curated record. NCBI's taxonomy places the organism in Eukaryota, Viridiplantae, Streptophyta, Magnoliopsida, Caryophyllales, Amaranthaceae. The transcript is spliced from 2 exons. Bases 1 to 540 code for a protein of 179 amino acids.